This is a messenger RNA of Coprinopsis cinerea okayama7#130, 1419 nucleotides long. RefSeq lists its product as hypothetical. The transcript is spliced from 4 exons. The record is from RefSeq and is a predicted model, not a curated record. Lineage: Eukaryota; Fungi; Basidiomycota; Agaricomycetes; Agaricales; Psathyrellaceae. Bases 1 to 1419 code for a protein of 472 amino acids.
AUGGUGGAGAACAUCAGCCACCAACCUAAACACGAAAGUUACUACUGGGAUUCUGUGGUCUUUUCGGUGGACAAUGUCUUAUUCAAAGUUCCGAAGUAUCAUUUUGUAGAAGGGUCGGAAUGGUUUUCGACGACGUAUGGUCUCAACGACGUGGCCAGGACCCUGGCGAUGGACGCUGGUUCUUCUAGCAACGGAAUCAUCACCCUGCCCCAAGUUUCUUCUUCAGACUUUUGUAGCUUUUUGGAGGUGUUGUAUCCCAGGACAAUUCAAACGACUCUUACCCUUUGCAAAGCCAAAUGGUUAUCCAUCCUCAAGCUCUCCAACCAGUGGCGCUUUGCCCAAAUUCGAACCUUCGCCAUCAACCAGCUUAGCCUUUGUUCCCUGUCAGCGCCUGAGCGAAUAUGCCUCGGAAAGCAAUACCACGUCUCCCCGUGGUUUUUGGGAGGCUGUGACGAGUUGGUCAGGAACGAAGAGACGAUAUCCAUGGAGACGGCGCAGGAGAUCGGCACCGACUGUGCGGUGCAGCUGUUCAUAUGCCGUGAGCGCCGCCUUUACGCGGCGGACCCAAAUUACCUCCAGAAGGUCUUCGCCAAAGAACUGGCGGCCAUCUCCGACUGGGAGAAGGAGUUUUCGAGUCCAGUAUCUGUUGUCGACCGGGAUGGAUCCAAACGUCAGGACGAGGAGCACACCAGGUCGUCUGUGGAGGUGGAGAGGAUGCUCACUCAGGAGGACUCGAGGGCGGACGACAGUGGUCAAUGGACUGAUUCCACCCUCCACUCCGAUACCGAUUCCCAAGGCGACGUGUCUAUGAGUGAUGCAGAGGCCAAAGCAGAUGCUUGUCUCAAGCCCGGUCAAAAGCUAUCACCCAACGACGGCUCCGAGCUCGCUGAACGCUACCGCCAAGAACGGGACCAACUAGCUGCAGAAGCCGAAGAACUCAAAGCUCAGGAAGAAGCCCACCACCAAGAACGCGAACGUCUCACCGAGGAGAUCGAAACUCUACAAGCCAAAGUUCAAGAUACGCUGCAACAGCUCGUCAAAGAACACCUCGCCCACUCUCAGACCAUCUCCGACCAUAAACUGCGGCUUCAGCGGAGCGAAGAGGCGGCAUCGAAGUACCGGGUUGAGCGAGACAAGUUUGCGAUGAGGAUUGCGGAUAUGAAGCAGCAGUUGGAGGAGAUGCAGAAGCAUAGGAGGUACAGUGAGAUGGGGGCGUUCUUCCAGAGUAUUUCGAGUGGGGAUAGGCCAAGGGCUGGGCGACGAGAGCGGGUGAUGAGCUCGGUGGGCGUUGCGGGGUCAUCACCGCUGAGGAUGAGCUGGCACGGUGCACCGACCGGAGCCAACAGUGUUGCAUCUGUUCCUGAAGUUAAGUUCCCGUCGCCGGUAGAUGCCGCAAGGGUGGAGAAGACGCGACGAUGA